AUGUCCUCGUUCACACCACAGACAGAACUGCCGCUUGAACGGUCUCGUCUUAUCGGAAUGAUUCUGGGAGGUGUGUCCUAUGGCGCGCACCUUCUCCUUACUGUACAAGCGGUGAUUGCGCUCAUGCAACGUCCUCGACGUGGGCAGAAAAUUGCAAACAAUCGUCGCAUGCUUCUUUGUUACACCCUCCUCACGUUCGCGCUUUCGACAAUAAGCUUUGCUUGCAGUGCCAAAUUUACGGAGAUGAUCUGGAUGGACCUUCGCAAUGCACCUGGUGGUCCUGCUGCGCUGAUCGAGAACGCAAUGCACUACCGCAUCAACUUUGUGGCGAUACUCUGGCAAGCACCUUUACUUAUCCACCUACACGCAACAUUGACGGUCUCAUCUAGUGCUUACGUCGCAGAGUGGUUCAUGCAAGCACUGCUCCUCUACCGAUGUUUUGUGAUAUGGGAUUGGGCGAGAUACAUGAUGAUCCCCAUGUUUGCCACCUAUAUUGGCAUGAUUGCAGUGGCCAUCAUCGUCUUGGUCCAGGCGAGUACCGGGACUUCAUUUUACACUAUCAACAUCACACUUGCACACCUCACCUUCCUAGUGGGGAACACCGUGCUUUAUACCAUUCUCGUGACGACACGUUUGUUCUCCAUGCGCAGCCAGAUGAAGACGGCGUUGGCUGAAUAUGAUUCUAGCACCUAUGAUACCAUCAUCCGCAUGGUCAUCGAGUCCGCCAUGGCAUACAGUGUCUUCGUCAUCAUCUACAUAGUUGCAUUCUCAGUGCAUUCAGACUCUCUCUCCACGGUAUGCUUCCUGUCUAUUAACCAUGUUGAAGGCAUUACACAGUUGUUCAUCAUCAUACAUGUGGCACGGGGGAGAGCAGUCACACAUGAUUGGUCCACGCGAAAUGCUCCAGCAGCACCUACGACUCUAGCAUUCGCA
This is a messenger RNA of Suillus plorans, 933 nucleotides long. RefSeq lists its product as uncharacterized. The annotation marks the transcript as partial. The record is from RefSeq and is a predicted model, not a curated record. NCBI's taxonomy places the organism in Eukaryota, Fungi, Basidiomycota, Agaricomycetes, Boletales, Suillaceae. The transcript is spliced from 5 exons.